This is a messenger RNA of Botrytis cinerea B05.10, 1514 nucleotides long. RefSeq lists its product as hypothetical. The transcript has a single exon. Bases 365 to 1351 code for a protein of 328 amino acids. The record is from RefSeq and is a predicted model, not a curated record. NCBI's taxonomy places the organism in Eukaryota, Fungi, Ascomycota, Leotiomycetes, Helotiales, Sclerotiniaceae.
GAUCGAAUCACGAAGCGAGCUGUGCAGACUGAUAUCACAGCAAGUUGAAUAACCGCCGAUCAAUCACUUCACCAAUAGAAUACGAAUACAAAAUACAAAUGAACCUGCUCAUUGGAGUGAUGAGGUGCAUAAAUAUGCAGUACCAUCUUCAUAAGUGUGCGUGAGGCACAGCCACACGUGGCAAGGCAAACGGAGUCGUCAAACUUCUAUCAUAACGUUCAAGUGGAAAAGCAAACAUCCAGCAGUGAUACCAGGUGUACGAACUGAGACUUAUGAGAUCAACGUUCACUCCGAGUAGCCAAAAUUGACGUUUCUGAAAUUGCUGGGAAGUUUUCACAAGCGACCAGCUUGUCUUAUCUUCAACAUGAACCCCUCCAAGAGCCUGCAUGUGGACGAGCUUAUCGCCAAACUUCAGAAGUAUGGCCUUGAACGCGAAGAAUCACUUCCACAUCUCAUUAUAUCCGGCGACCUCUCUGAUACUGAAGGUUCCGGACUAAAAGAUUGGAAGCUCCGUACCCCAUUCUCAACAGAAAUCGUUCUUCGUCAAAGUGAAAUCAGCUCUCUCACGGUAAGACUGAUCCCUGACUUUUCGCGGCCUGCUUCACAGAAAUCCGAUAUCAAGUCUUUCCAGAAGUCCCUCACCCAUAUUGGCGAACUUCCAAAUGCCGUACAAUUGGCAAGUGCGAAAGUUUACAUGUUUCUCGAUGCCAAAAAUCUUCCUGACAAAACACCAUGGAAAGAUGUUCUACGCAUUGAAAUCGAAGGGCCAUUACAACCAAACCUUACCUUACUCGAUAUCCCCAGUCUCCUUGCAAACAUCUCCAAGGUAGAAACCGGCUACGAAGAAGACAAUGCCGCUUCAAUUGCCGAGACAACGUCUUUCACGGCUGGCUCCAACACACCCACCCACACAGUCAUGACCGAAGAUUUCCUCUCUCAUCGUCGCUCUCUCUCCCACGACACAGUUCCUCACGCUGGAAAAACAUUCAUAAUUCGAGAUCGCAAUCAUGGUGGGGUUAUUACACUCAAAGAGGGAGCUCUCCAAAUAUCUCCCAAUGUCCCCCGAGCCGGAGGAUGUCAUUGGACAUGCAUAGAGCGCGAUGGAUGGCUUGGCUUCCGCAACUGCGUCUCCGGACAAUUCUUUGGUCAUGAUAGCAAGGGAAAAUUUUAUUGCAAGGUUACUCAUCAUCGGAACCAUGAAUGGUUCUGUACGAGAGCUCAUCCAUCGGGGGGACAUCUCUUGUUGAUGUUGCAUGGGGAUAAAUUUCGGCAAAUGAAAAUAGGGAAUGAUGAUACAAAGCUGGUGGAAACGGAUGGGGAAGGGACGGCGUGGGAUUUCAUAGAAGUUUAGAUAAUGUCAUGAUAACAGUUGCUGGUCGCAGCUUCUCUCUUAAAGAGACAAUUCUACAUUUGCCAGAUACGGGUAGAUUAUCCUGAGAAAAUCAUUGCGCUUUGUUACAUUGGUGAAUUCUCCAUUCCUUUUCGCACAGUACAAUAGCAGGCUCAGCUUUUCA